AUGUCGAACUGGAGCAACAAACGUGGCGACAAACUUCAGACGGCUUGGUUUCCAGAGGUGGCUCACAUCAAAAGAACGUUGUACAGUACCAAAGCUGACACUAGAACGACUGGAGAAUAUUUGGCAAUCAGAAGUUCAAUGGUGACGUUAUGUCAGACUGACCAUUUAACAAACACUUUUCGAAAUCCUAAGUCUGCUGGGGAUAUAGCUUUAGCAAUGUAUGUUGGAUUGUGGUCUUACGGGGGAUGGGCAGGUAUGUCUACAGUGAAUGAAGAAAUGACAAAUCUUCAAAGGGACUUGCCUUUAUCCAUCAUCAUUUCACUAUCGCUGGUGACCGUUAUAUAUAUAUUGACAAAUAUCGCAUACUUUGCGGUGCUUUCCACACAAGAAAUGUUGCAGUCGAAUGCUGUAGCAGUGUCAUUUGCAGUUUCAACUUUUGGUGUGAUGUCAUGGAUUGUACCAUUGUUUGUUUCCUUGUCAACAUUUGGUUCCGAGUGUGCAAUUCUUUUUACCACUGCACGAAUCUACUUUGCUGCUGCAAGGGAAGGGCAACUGCCAAGUUUGAUUUCCAUGAUUCACAUUAAACGACGCACUCCAGUUCCCGCAUUGCUUACUAAUGGGACCUUGACCCUAAUAAUGGUCCAAGUCAACGAUAUAUAUACACUCAUAUCGUACGUGAGUUUCAUGAAUUGGUUUGUAUCAUUAUUUACUGUAUCCGGUCUGUUAUGGUAUCGUUGGAGAAAACCAGAUAUACCUCGCCCAAUUAAGCUACCAGUCAUAAUACCUAUCAUAUUUAUUAUGAUCACCUUGUUCCUUAUAAUCGUUCCUCUCUAUACUAAGCCUGUUACAACUGGAAUUGGUCUCGCUAUAACUCUAAUUAGCAUUCCAGUUUAUUUAGUAACGAUUGUACAUAGAAAAAAAUGGCCAACAGCUAUACCACGUAUAAUUGCGUUGUCAUUACCAGUGGAUUUCCGCCUCUCAAAUGCGGAAAAAUUUGGAGAAAAAUCUACAGUGAACGGAAUAGUUUCCAAGUCACUGGCCCGUGAAUCUGAGUAA
Molecule: messenger RNA, 1056 nt
Organism: Saccoglossus kowalevskii
Lineage: Eukaryota; Metazoa; Hemichordata; Enteropneusta; Harrimaniidae
Product: Y+L amino acid transporter 2-like
Biological process (GO): amino acid transmembrane transport
Cellular component (GO): membrane
Molecular function (GO): L-amino acid transmembrane transporter activity
Source: RefSeq, a predicted model, not a curated record